AGGAACAAUUCUUUUAAUAUUAGGAGUACAAGUAUUUUGAUUAGACUUUAUUAUGCAUGAAUCAAUCAAUUCUUGCCAACUCUAUGAAAAGAAAAGAAACAAUUGAAUACAUUUAAGCAGCCUAAAGGUUUUGAUUUCACCUCAGCUGCCAUCGAUGAACCCACACGAUCGUACCGUUGACUGGUGGUUUAUAAAUAUAAUCUAACGGUCUACAAUCGUUAAAAUACACACGGGUGUAUUUACAACAUUCCGCAGCUGAUUAUUUUUAUACCAAUUUAAAACAUGAAAGGAUGUUGCCCUGGAAAGUGGCUCUCAUUGACCACCUAAGACUCUUUCUUUCUAUAUAUAUAUACAUUUCCACACUCUUCUCUACUGUCAAAUCGAAUCCUUCCUUCCUUCAAAUUAACCAUCUUCCUCCGAUCCUCUGUUCUCUAAUGGCCACGCCAAGCGAAACAUCAGCUCUUUUCUUCAUCAAGAAACAUCUCCUCGACGAAUUCUCCCCGUUGCCUAAUGCCACCACCACCAAUCCAUGGGAAACCAGCUCCGAUUUUUCAUUCUUCGGUUCAUUUGACCAAACCGGUUUCGAUUUUCCUGAAUUCGAGACUAAACCGGAAAUAACCGAUACUCCACUUGCACCAAACGAUUCCUUCACGUUCCAAUCGAAUCGAAAGCCGCCGCUGAAGAUCGCACCGCCGAACAGAACCGAGUGGAUCCAAUUCGCAGCCGGAAACCCUCAGCGAGAACAGAUUCCCUUACCACAGGUGGCGGCAGAGGAGAAGAGGCACUACAGAGGGGUGAGGAUGAGGCCGUGGGGGAAAUUCGCGGCGGAGAUCAGAGAUCCGACCCGCCGCGGGACCAGGGUUUGGCUCGGGACGUUCGACACGGCGGUCGAAGCGGCUAGGGCUUACGACCAAGCGGCGUUUAGGCUCCGAGGAGCAAAGGCCAUCGUGAAUUUCCCGCUCGAGGUUGGGAUGUGGGAACCACGCGCUGAGAAUGGUCAGAAAAACAAACGGAAGCGAGACGGAGGGGAGGAAGAAACGAGGGUUGUUGCGAAAGUUGUAAAGACGGAGGAGAGUCACGGCGUCGAGCAAGUGGCGUCGAGUUUGACGGGGAUAGAUGACUGGGACUUGACGGAGUUUCUAAGCAUGCCGCUUUUCUCGCCGUUGUCACCACAUCCACCGUUUGGUUAUCCACAAUUGACUGUUGUCUAAAUGUCUGUUGGGUUCAGCUUGCUGUAUGCUGACGUGGAAUUACGGCGUACACGUUUUUUUAUGAUCUCUUGAUUCUUUUUGUUGCACACACAUUCGAGGAAAUUUAUUCAUUUAUUUGUUCUUUAUAUAAUACGACUUACAAGUUUCAACA
This is a messenger RNA of Brassica napus (rape), 1362 nucleotides long. RefSeq names its product ethylene-responsive transcription factor 6-like. Gene Ontology annotation, biological process: ethylene-activated signaling pathway; regulation of DNA-templated transcription. The transcript has a single exon. Bases 291 to 1211 code for a protein of 306 amino acids. Lineage: Eukaryota; Viridiplantae; Streptophyta; Magnoliopsida; Brassicales; Brassicaceae. The record is from RefSeq and is a predicted model, not a curated record. Gene Ontology annotation, molecular function: DNA binding; DNA-binding transcription factor activity.